Scophthalmus maximus (turbot) is the source of this 5123-nucleotide messenger RNA. RefSeq names its product heparan sulfate 6-O-sulfotransferase 1a (gene hs6st1a). NCBI's taxonomy places the organism in Eukaryota, Metazoa, Chordata, Actinopteri, Pleuronectiformes, Scophthalmidae. Bases 376 to 1665 code for a protein of 429 amino acids. The record is from RefSeq and is a predicted model, not a curated record. Gene Ontology annotation, molecular function: heparan sulfate 6-sulfotransferase activity. Gene Ontology annotation, cellular component: membrane. The transcript is spliced from 4 exons.
GUAGUAGCCUUCACGCUGCAUCCGGGGCACACAGCUCCAUGGAGACGCAGUGAGUCCGUGCGGCGGAGACGAGAAGCCGAAGUAAAGUAACCGGGGGAGGGUCGUCCACGGGAGGGGGUCUCUGCGCGAGUCACAAUGCGUCUUUCACGGUGCUGAGCGGUCGCGGUGAACGAUGAGCCAACUUCGCCGGUCGCCUCCGAGCGGAGUGAGCCACUCUUGAGCCCCCGAAGACACGAGUCCCUCCUGGCGGCGGCGGCGGCGGCGGCGGGGCAGAGAGCGAGAGAGCGAGCAUGAAGACGCCGAGCGCCCCGCUCCCUGUUGUCGGCUUGACUGGGAAAUGGUAGCGUGCUGUCGGGACCGCAACUGGGAGGGAACAUGGUCGAGAGGAGCAGCAAAUUCUUGUUGAUCGUCGUCGGAUCCGUGUGUUUCAUGCUGAUCCUCUAUCAGUACGUGGCCCCCGGGGUGAUCAAUUUCGGCUCCCCGCACGGCUAUUUCGCGGAGGAGGACGAGGGGGACAUCUUCCCCACUCCGGACCCCCACUACGUGAAGAAGUACUACUUCCCCGUCAGGGACCUGGAGCGCACGAUCGAUUUCCAAAUCAAGGGGGAGGACGUGAUCGUGUUCCUGCACAUCCAGAAGACCGGCGGGACGACGUUCGGCCGGCACCUGGUGCAGAAUGUGCGCCUGGAGGUCCCGUGCGACUGCAGGCCGGGCCAGAAGAAGUGUACCUGCUACCGGCCGAACCGCAAGGAGACCUGGCUCUUCUCGCGGUUCUCCACCGGCUGGAGCUGCGGCUUGCACGCCGACUGGACCGAGCUCACCAACUGCGUGCCGGGGGUCCUGGACAAGAAGGAGAGCCAGCAGAAGAACCUGAGGAAGUUCUACUACAUCACCCUGCUGCGCGACCCCGUGUCCCGAUAUCUCAGCGAGUGGAGGCAUGUGCAGCGGGGAGCCACGUGGAAAACCUCCCUCCACAUGUGCGAUGGACGGACCCCGACGCCCGAGGAGCUGCCCUCCUGCUACGAGGGCUCCGACUGGUCGGGGUGCACCCUGCAGCAGUUCAUGGACUGUCCCUACAACCUGGCCAACAACAGACAGGUUCGCAUGCUGGCAGACCUGAGCCUCGUCGGCUGCUACAACAUGUCCACUGUCCCAGAGAAGAAGAGGGCCCAGCUUCUCCUGGAGUCGGCCAAGAAGAACCUGCGAGACAUGGCCUUCUUUGGUCUGACAGAGUACCAGAGGAAAACCCAGUUCCUGUUUGAGCGAACCUUCAGGUUGCGCUUCAUCAGGCCCUUCAUGCAAUACAACAGCACCCGGGCGGCUGGGGUGGACCUGGAUAAUACCACGGUCCAGCGCAUAGAGGAGUUGAACGAGCUGGACAUGGAGCUCUACGACUACGCCAGGGACCUGUUCCAGCAGCGCUACCAGUACACCAGGCAGCAGGAGAGGCGGCAGCAGCGCAUCAAGCACCACUUGCAGCAGAGCCACCAGGGCCUGGGUCUGGGCGUCAGCCUGUGGCCCUCCCACAGCCGGCAGAGCGCCGUGUCGAUGCUGGAGGACGGCGAAGGGGAGCGGGAGGAGGGCGAGGAGGGGGGGAGAACGGAGGAGGCGGGCAGCAGGCUCCCCACUGAGGACUACAUGAACCAGAUCAUCAACCGCUGGUAGCAGCAGAAUGAGAACAAACACACAGACACGCAUAUCUAAUGUGAAAUGCAUACACAUAUAUGUACACAAACACACACUCACUGACAAACACAGAAAGUGGCACCUGCAUCAAAGAGCCCAAUGAAUGACAAAGACUUAACCAGAGAGUUGGGCCGCAGGAAUGAGAGUCCAAGCGGUUGCUACGGAGACCAGGGCUUGGUCGAUUGCAUCAGCUCAUGUUAGUGAGGUUUUCCCAGUUGUUAUUAGCACCCGCUUACCCUUUACCCCCCCCGUCUGAGUUUCUCUGUCUCGCUCGUCAUCAUUACUGACUGAGCAGAGGAGAGAUAUAUUCACGAGUUGCUGACAACUGAGUAUCUCAUCCAUCCCUCCUCCUCCUCCCCCUCGUCCAGCUGUGCUCCUCUCGUUCUCUGUGGCCUGAUAUGGAGCAUGAGAAAAAUAAAAAUCAAGUCUGUGAAUUCCCGCUAACCCUCGCUAAGGACCAGUCCACUUCCUGGUUGCUCCGAUUUCAAAAGACAGUGGGAGAGAAUAUGAAAGUGUGCGAAAUCAGCUGAGCUGAACAAAGAAAAAUGGUGGGAAUACGUGAGAGACUGUACCGCAAAGAAAGAAGUUGGACUGAGUUGUGUAAUAAAGCUUUCUGCUUAAAAAGAAGAAAAAAAUCAGCCAUUUCACCCAUGAACACACUUUGCUCAUGAAAUAGUGACUCAUUCUCAUUUAGGAUGAUUUCAUUUGUAUUUUCCUUUUGUGUUUUUUGCUUUUUUUAAAGCAGAAUUGUAAUAACACUGAGACCAAUAUUGCUGCCUAAAGAAAAGUGAUUCCUUUAUUUUUGUUUUUGUUUUGUUUUAUAUAAGUCAAAGAUAGUGGAUUGGAUUGACGUACAAUGGACCAUAGCCAUUACUGAAGCCUUGUAUCUUGGGGGCAAAAAGACAACAAAAGUGUCCUGUUUCUCUGUUUAAAGGCUCCCGAAGCUCCUGUCGCUUAACAAGUUCAUUAUUUCACCUCUUCUCUCCCUUUUUUUUCCCACCGCGUCUCAGUCCUGUGGAGAUUGACAGCCAAUUACAGACCCCAAUCUCACAUAUACUGUAGGUGCGAAGGAAUCAAAGGGAGCGAGAGGAGGGAGAGGAGACGGUCGGCUGCAGGUUGUUGCCAGGAACCGUGCUGUGUGAGCGGCGAGCGCUUUGGAAGCCUUGACUCAGACAAAUGCUCGAGAUGGGACUUGUGGAACUACUGGUCACCAUGGCAAUGUGAGCCCUUAAUGUAGUGGGUGGCAUUUUCAGUUUCUUUUUUUUUUUUUCUUUCCCUGCGUUGUUAAAGCGGCAGUGUCAAACAAGCCUCCGUCCCACCUGCUGAACGGGCGCACACGGCGCUGGUGACCUGUAGUUCAUCAGCGUGUCCGGUAUUUCAUCUGGCUUUCCCCUGAGGAACAGACGGGGCGAGGUAGCAGUGCCUCUUUGUACUGGGAUCAUAGUCAACAUAAUUAUUGACAGGUUAUUGUAUCUGCAUUAUACUACAGUAAAUUCUCUGACUACUUGUGAGUGUGUGUGAUCCGCGUGCGUGCGUGCGUGUGUGUGUGUAAAUAGUAUGUACAGUAUGCCUUCGAUUGGCGUAUGUGUAUGCCUUUGUAAAUAGUGUGCCUGACUGAGAGAGGAUGUCUAAUGAGUUUUGUGAAUGACUGGAUUCAUGACCAAUUAUCUUGCCAUUUCAUGGUGGUGGAGGCAACAAAGUCCCUCUGGCGGCCAAGCCAGUUAUACUCCCCUCUGCCCUUUCCCUAACCAUUUUCUCCCCCCUCCCCCUUCUCUUGUCUCCUCCCCAUGACUUGGUAACCAAUUUAAUCUUUUUUUUUACUAUUAAUACCUAAAAUCUUAACCGACAUUAAAACAAAUUACGUUACACGUCUUUUUACUCUAUGCAGCAGAAUGUACAAGCAGGGUUGGGUCGCGAUAUUCCGGUUAGGAAAUCAAACUAUCCACACACAGAUUCUAAAAUUAAUAAUAAUUUCGUGAGACAGCGAAAAUGAAACUUUGACUGUUUGUCUGCAAUCCAUUGUCCUCACUUGGCCAAAGAUGGUUUGUUAGGGAACAGACACUCUGUGAACACCGCGCCUUAUCUGUGAGUGGACUGUGUGGUCAUCAUCAGCAGGACCAGCAGAGUGGCAACACUUCUCUACAGAAACAAGCUUGUUAACAUCUUGUUGCAUUCAGGAGGAUCUCUGCGGUUUCUCCUUCAGCUGCCGCCGCUAACAAAAGGUGAAUACAGAUUAAUCUCUAACUAAAGCUGCUUGAAAAUACUAAAAUCCAUACCUGGUUAGAUUCAAUGCUGCUUUCUGAUUCCCCCCCCCCCCCCCCCCUAUCAACAAACAAAUAAUCUGAGCAAUAAAAGGAGACAAACCAAAGGGGAAGGUGGAGAAUAGUUUUUCAAAGUGUGAAAAGGAAAAGGAUAUGUCACAGAGCAAUUGAAUCAAACUGAAUUGUCCAGAUUUAUUGUCCUUCAUGAGGCAAUUGGCGGAUGCAUGCAGGCAAACUGCUUCCCUUGUAUCGCCAUAAACAACAUGUUGCAUCCUGUUGUUAACAAGUUUUUUUUGUUUUGUUUUUUUAAAUAAAAAGGGAGGACAGCAGUUUAACAGCCCACCAUCGCUCUCGUUUCAUUUCAGCUAAUCACCCUGGAUGCUCUCUUUUUUAUCUACUCUUUUAAAAAUAGGGAUGAUUUAUGAAGGGAAGAGAAGAAUAAAGGAGGGGAUGAUGAAAGGUAUUGGGACACAUCCAGAGUCAAUAUUCUGCUUUUCUUGUGUAACCUUCAAAGCAAUGCAAUAGGGAUGAAGAAAAUGGAUAUGGAGAGAGAGAGAGAGAUGCCCCUUUAUUUUUUUCACCCAAACUUCCCCUUCAUCAUAGUCUUGAAACUGGAGACUUGAAAACACCGCAGCUCCGGGCACUUUGCCCAAAAGCUUGUCGGACUUGUAUUAGACCACGUUCGAGCUCCAAAGCAAUAUCUGACUUUUCAUUAGUGACUAACCACAGAAAACAAAAACUGAUUCUUUAUUUUGAGAGUGUUUUUGUUUUCAGCGCUCCAGUUUCGAGUGACCGUCGGCUUUUGAAGCAGUCCUCAAAGAUACCUGAACAGUGUGUGAAAGGAAAAAAAACUCAUUUUGCUGAGAUUAUUCCAGAAAUUGAUGCUGUAAAGCUAUACUCAAAAUAUUUUAUGUCUCAUCAAUAUAUAUAUCUGAUGUCUUAACAGCGUUUCCUUCGUGACCAUGAAGCAACCCAGGUGUCACAAGCAUCGUCAUCUUUUUAUUUUAUUUUUUUAUAAAGUGUUAAAGAGGGUGUGAUAGACUUGUUUUGUUUUGUUUCUUUUGGAUUGGUGUGCAGUCUGUCUCUGGCUCUUUCUGUAUGCAUAAUUCUGGGUUUGUUUCUCAUGAUUGCAAAAAUGAAUCAUCAAGCCACCAAUUAAAAUAUUUCAUUUUUACA